Molecule: messenger RNA, 1057 nt
Organism: Nomascus leucogenys (northern white-cheeked gibbon)
Lineage: Eukaryota; Metazoa; Chordata; Mammalia; Primates; Hylobatidae
Gene: SUMO2
Product: small ubiquitin like modifier 2
Biological process (GO): protein sumoylation
Cellular component (GO): nucleus
Molecular function (GO): protein tag activity; ubiquitin-like protein ligase binding
Source: RefSeq, a predicted model, not a curated record
GCACGCAGGGUUGGGGGAGGGAGCGCACGACGUGCGCGCACCCUCUCCCCUCGUCCACCGCUGCCGCCUCCUUCUUCUGCCGCUCCUGGCGCUGCUUGUGUGCUCGUUUGGUGCGGACCUGGUACCUCUUUUGUGAAGCGGCAGCUGAGGAGACUCCGGCGCUCGCCAUGGCCGACGAAAAGCCCAAGGAAGGAGUCAAGACUGAGAACAACGAUCAUAUUAAUUUGAAGGUGGCGGGGCAGGAUGGUUCUGUGGUGCAGUUUAAGAUUAAGAGGCAUACACCACUUAGUAAACUAAUGAAAGCCUAUUGUGAACGACAGGGAUUGUCAAUGAGGCAGAUCAGAUUCCGAUUCGACGGGCAACCAAUCAAUGAAACAGACACACCUGCACAGUUGGAAAUGGAGGAUGAAGAUACAAUUGAUGUGUUCCAACAGCAGACGGGAGGUGUCUACUGAAAAGGGAACCUGCUUCUUUACUCCAGAACUCUGUUCUUUAAAGACCAAGAUUACAUUCUCAAUUAGAAAACUGCAAUUUGGUUCCACCACAUCCUGACUACUACCGUAUAGUUUUCUCUAUUCUUUCAUUUCCCCCUUCCUUUAUUGUACAUAAAGUAACUGGUAUAUGUGCACAAGCAUAUUGCAUUUUUUUUUUUUUAACUAAACAGCCAAUGGUAUGUUUUGAUUGACAUCAAGUGGAGACGGGAUGGGGAAAAAUACUGAUUCUGUGAAAAUACCCCCUUUCUCCAUUAGUGGCAUGCUCAUUCAGCUCUUAUCUUUAUAUUCCAGUAAGUUAUUUUGCUCUCACUGUUUUAACAAAAACAACAACACAACAACAUAAAAAUCCUUGCAUACCUUGUUCAAUUGGAGAAUUUUAAUGUUUUUCAUUUAUCAUUGUAAAACCAAGGACAAUUUUAUAACUUUUUUGUACGUAGCUGUUACAUGUAGGGCAAUCUGUCUUUAAGUAGGGAUAAAUUACUCUAAAACAAAAAAGAAUCCUAGAUAGUUUUCCCUUCAAGUCAAGCGUCUUGUUGUUUAAAUAAACUUCUUGUUUAAAAUGA